GUGAUCGAACCGCUAUUCACCGGAUCACUAAGAGCUGUCGGAGCCAUGCAGCUCCUCUGCAGCGUAUGCACGGUUCACCUGCUGCUCUUCUGCCUCCCAGUGUGCUUUGCUGCUCAUGGUCGCUAUGCUCAGAAGCUGAUGACUGACUUGUUCUCCAACUACACCAGCGCCUUGCGUCCGGUGGAGGACACCGACCACAUCAUCAACGUCACACUGCAGAUCACUCUCUCCCAGAUCAUCGACAUGGAUGAGCGUAACCAGAUCCUGACAACAUACCUGUGGGUCCGCCAGGUGUGGAAUGACGCCUACCUCACGUGGAAGAAAGAGGACUAUGAUGGUCUCGACACUAUCCGCAUACCCAGCAGCUACGUAUGGAGACCUGACAUUGUUCUGUACAACAGUGCAGACGACGAGUUUUCCAGCUCCAUGGAGACCAACGUGGUGAUUCGUCACGACGGGCAGAUCAUGUGGGACCAGCCAGCCAUCACCAAAAGCUCCUGCUCCGUGGAUGUGGCCUUCUUCCCCUUCGAUCUGCAGCAGUGUCACCUAACCUUUGGGUCCUGGACUCACAACGGCAACCAGAUGGACUUGUUCAAUGCCUUAGACACUGCGGACCUGGCAGACUUCGUGCCCAAUGUGGAGUGGGAGGUCCUGGGCAUGCCAGCCAAGAAGAAUGUAAUCUUGUACGGUUGCUGUUCUGAUCCGUACCCAGACAUCACCUUCAGCCUCCACCUGAAGAGACGGGCCUCCUUCUACAUCUUCAACCUCCUCAUCCCCUGCAUGAUGAUUUCCUUCCUGGCGCCAUUGGGCUUUUACCUGCCGGCAGAUUCUGGUGAAAAAGUUUCUCUGGGUGUCACCGUGCUGCUGGCCCUCACCGUCUUUCAGUUGCUGGUGGCUGAGAGCAUGCCACCCUCCGAGAGCGUCCCACUGAUAGGAAAGUAUUACAUCGCCACCAUGACCAUGGUCACUGCCUCCACAGCACUCACCAUCUUCAUCAUGAACAUCCACCACUGCGGCCCCGAGGCUCGUCCCGUCCCGCAGUGGGCCGAGCGCUUCAUCCUAAACUACCUCGCCCGCAUCUGUUUCGUAUACGAGGUCGGUGAGAACUGCCUCGGCGGGGCGACCUCCAGCAAGGAGCCUCUGUCUGAGGAGGGGUCUGAAGCUGGAGCAGCAAACAACAGCAACCCAAAAGGAACACACUGGGACGGGAAGGGGCAAGUGUGGGCCGGGAGGGUGGAGGAGGACGGGGCGGGGGGAUCAAUGAAGCCGGGGCGGGACUCAAGCAACCAGACUGAGUGGACGGAGGACAUGUUUGUGACCAUCGACCACUCCGAGGAGGAAGGAGCUGCAGGAGGAACUGACGGGGAGCGAGAGGACUCAGCCUGUGGAGGAGGAGGUGAGCAUGUGGAGGAAAAGAAAGGCGUAGGAGGUGAAGAGGCCGGCGGAGGCAGCGCCGGGGAAAACAGGAGGGAGAUCUUUGUGAACACCGUGUGUGUGUGCCAGCACCAGGGACUCCGCAAACAUGUUGAGUACAUUGCCAACUCGUACCAGGACCAGCGGGCCGCACAGCUGCGCAUCGGGGAGUGGAGGAAGGUCGCCAAGGUCAUGGACCGCUUCUUCAUGUGGCUCUUCUUCAUUAUGGUCUUCUUCAUGAGCAUCCUAAUCCUGGGAAAAGCCAUCUGAUGGAAAUCCAACCUCAGAGAUUCCCAUGAGAUGAUAAUGGUGGUUUCGAGUUGGCACCCCGAUGCAAUGGUUCGUUUAUAAUGUCUUAAAUCAUACGUACCUUCAAACACGUGAUCAAGGUUAUCUUACACUGAUCGUUGUGAUCCAUUAAUGACGCACAUCAACUGCUCAGAAAUACAGCCAUUAUGUCCCUUUGCUCCUGAUAUCAGAACAUCCCAUGCUCUUUGGAGUACUUUUAAUAUCUGGUGACAUUUCAAACUAAGUUCCAGCUGGCGCACUUGAAGCUGAUUUUAGCACGUUUCACUUGUUUGGAGGAAAACUUGAUUUUAAGUAUAAAUAUCAUCAUGAAAUGUUCUUAAGAGACGAAGGCAACAUUAUACACACACACACACACACACACACACACACACCACACACACACACACACACACACACACACACACACACACACACACACACCACACACACACACACACACACACACACACACACACACACACACACACACACACACACACACACACACACACACACACACACUAUCACGUUAAAGUAUGCCACACUUUUUAUAUCAAGACCUUCUGAGUGUUUCUUAAACUUAAAUGCAUGCAGGAUUGUUUUUAAGUCAUCACGUUGAAAUGUGGGGUAUUUGGGACAAGAAGUAUUUUUUCAUUUAGUCUAUGUAUCUUUUAUUAAAGCAUAAAGAAUAUUAACAUCUUUCCCCUUCAUCUCGUUAAACUACUGAAGCUCAGAUUACCUGAGGUUUUGAAUGAUCAGAAUUGGCAUCAAUCAACUAACUGUUGCUCUCAAACAAAUGAAGAAUACAUUAGUUGUAAAAUAGCAGAUGUUGGACCCGGCCUGAGUUUUGCUAAAUCAAAUAUAGAUCUGUUGGUAUUUGGGCCACAGACGGCUCACAGUUGGUCCUCCGGGCGGAAACCUGGAGAAUGCUUUAUUAAAACAAAUCCUUUCUUCUAAUAAAAUGAUAACACACUGCAAUUAUAAAAGGUUCACAGCGGACCGAUGACUGAGGGUGUUGAAUAAUGAUUCAGAGAUAAUCCUGCAUAAUGAAGCCCUCACAUUGUGAGUGUUGGAGAGUUACUCGUGCCAUGUAUCUGCACAUAGACAACGAGUGGUAAUCAAUGUGGUUUUCUCACGAAGGCACAUAUUUAUUCACUGCAAGAAAUGACCUUAACAAGUAUUAUCACCAUGUGUUCAGAAGUCUUUAUUUAUUCAAAUUAAUCAAAUAUAAUGAUGCUUUAAGUUGUUGGGAGAUUGGCUGCGAGUUCACCCAAUUUUACAAGAUUAAAAUGCUAUGAUACUUUGUCGUUUUAAAAGCAGUAAAUAGCUUUGAAAGAUAAACCCUUUUACUCAUCAUGUCCCGAUCAGCACACAUCUUGGUCACAAUGAUUCCCUGAACAAAUGUUAGAUUGAAUUAAAAUGUGUACGCUUCUUCCAAAAUAAAAAAGGGUACUCGACCUUGACCUUCAUGAUGUUAACACAACAACAUGCCAAACUUCUUCAAUAUGUCUUGUUUGUGGUGUUUGUCAACAGACAUAUUUACACAUGACACACAGUUGAUUAAAGAUUUCUUAUUAAAAAUG
This is a messenger RNA of Gymnodraco acuticeps, 3284 nucleotides long. RefSeq names its product neuronal acetylcholine receptor subunit alpha-10. The record is from RefSeq and is a predicted model, not a curated record. The coding region runs from base 46 to 1683 and encodes 545 amino acids. Gene Ontology annotation, cellular component: neuron projection; synapse; postsynaptic membrane. Gene Ontology annotation, biological process: nervous system process; monoatomic ion transmembrane transport; regulation of membrane potential. Gene Ontology annotation, molecular function: acetylcholine-gated monoatomic cation-selective channel activity; transmembrane signaling receptor activity. NCBI's taxonomy places the organism in Eukaryota, Metazoa, Chordata, Actinopteri, Perciformes, Bathydraconidae. The transcript has 6 exons.